This is a messenger RNA of Arachis duranensis, 729 nucleotides long. Its product is annotated as heat shock 70 kDa protein, mitochondrial-like. Lineage: Eukaryota; Viridiplantae; Streptophyta; Magnoliopsida; Fabales; Fabaceae. The record is from RefSeq and is a predicted model, not a curated record. The transcript has 4 exons. Gene Ontology annotation, molecular function: ATP-dependent protein folding chaperone; ATP binding. The coding region runs from base 1 to 729 and encodes 242 amino acids.
AUGACUUCCUCCACUCAUAGAGACACCACUGAACACCACCGCAAGUCCCCCACUCACGACGAAGGAAAUACUAGGCUGAAACGGCGCUUCCAAGUCACACCACUAUGCUGCAAGCAAUGCAGCCACAACGCCUCUGAUCUCCUGUGUGGCGCGUUCCUGAUGACGAAAAAGAUUGCCCUCUUCUCCCUUGCACUGCAUGCUCCUAAUGAAAAAGGUCGCCCUGUGCUCCCUUGCAUCGCGCGGUGCAUUUCUGACAACGAAGAAGGGUGCCUUCUACUCCACUACGUCGUGCCUGUUGAAGAAGCAAUGCAACCACUCAUCUGGAUUGUUAGUGCUGAGGAUGAAACAACUGGUAACAAGAAUGGAAUCACCAUUAAUAAUGAGAAAGAAAGACUCUCAGGGGUUGAGAUUAAGAGAAUGAUUGAGGAAGCUGCAUUGUUCAGGGAAGAGGAUGAGAAGUUCAAGAAGAUGGUUGAAGUAAAGAAUUCUUUGGAUGAAUAUAUUUACAGCAUGGAGAAAGCUAUGAAGGAUUUUGAUGUAAGCUCAAAGGUUUCGCCUUCUGAAAAACAGAGAAUCAUGGUAGAGGUGUCACGGAUUGUUAGCCUCGUGGUCAUGGUAGAGGAAAGGUUUCUACUGCAUUCGAGCAAGUUUGACAGAGUUUGUGUAGAAAAAAGGAAGAAAGUGGAUGAUGCUGUCAACCCUGAUCUCCUCGCACUCCAACGAGCAUAA